Messenger RNA from Neocloeon triangulifer, 690 nucleotides. RefSeq lists its product as uncharacterized. Bases 97 to 612 code for a protein of 171 amino acids. Lineage: Eukaryota; Metazoa; Arthropoda; Insecta; Ephemeroptera; Baetidae. The transcript is spliced from 4 exons. The record is from RefSeq and is a predicted model, not a curated record.
GCGUGGUGGAGUAUAUAUAGAAUCUCGCGCACUUUCCAUCUUCAUUUGCAUUUCGCUUCUUCCGCGAGCAACAUUUUAUAUUCGUCGAGAGGAGGGAUGACGUCUAAAUUGGCAAAGGUGGUCGUGUCUAUUUUUCAAGUUUUGGCCAUUUUGACUGUGGUCAAAGGUCAACUGCACAUUGUUAAACUCAUUAUUCUGGCAGUUUUUGGACUCGGAGGACUUGUCCUGUAUCAGGCUGUUGCUUCAGGCAGUCCACUUAGUCACAUUUCUACCGCCGUGGGCAAACGGUCGGUGUCCCAGUGGACACGGAUCAGCAGACUUGGGUCGGCGCCGUCCAUCGCGAGCGCUCUCGAGCUGGACGAGAAGGAAUGCGCCCGGUUGUACCUUUGCGAGAUGGCAAGCUCGCGGCAGCUGCCCGACGACAAGAUGCUGCCCACCCAUUUACGUGCCAAAUCGGCGCAGGACGAAAUCGCGCUGGCCGAAUUCAGAGCGGCUGCCCGCUUCGGAGAACAAAACCAAAGCACGGAAAAAUGCCGACAGCGGUACAAAAAGUGUCCAUUCAAGAGCAUGCGCCAGAUGGAAAGGGUCAUUAGCCAGUACCAAAAUUUGUGAUCAAAACCAUUGUUAACAUCAGUCUGUGUAUUUAUUUGUGAUAUUGCUCUAUUGUGAAAAAAUAUAUUUUUAUCAAAC